AUUUUUCUGAAUAAAUAUUAAACAUACCUUUUUAUAAUGGAUUCUGAUCCCCAAAGUAUAGAAAUUAAUUGUAAACUAGGAUGUAUGGUUCCAAAAGUUUAGACUCCUUAAUAUUAACUUUAUUUGUUGUGUAUUUCGCCAUAUCUCGAGAGGCAUUUUGACCUGCUUCCUAUUCAAUUGACGUGGGUUACAAGUGGCGUGAAGCAGAACUCUAUACUUAUGGUAACACUUCGCAUGCUUUCACCAGUACCGUGUGGAGAGUCAUAGGAGAAGGAAGUACGUUAUGUUAUAGUAAUUUCUGUCCGUUUUCAAUUAGAUUAAAAGGGUAGUUGUUUCAAACAAAUGCCUUUCAAGUUAGGAAACUAUAUGGAACUGAAAACUAAGUAUAGUUCUGAAAGAAAAUGUCAUGGAAAUUUUAAAAAAUAUUUUGGCAAGUAAACAUGCAACAUUUAAGAAAGGGAAAAUAUCGUAGUAUAUCCCUAUACAAUUGAGAAGAGGAAAAGAAAAGGGGGAUGUUAGGACAUGGAACCGACCUUUUCCCCAGAUGGCGUAUUCGAGUGUUGCGAUCAUGAACACCACCUAUAGCUGUAUGAUCGAGUUAUUCGAAAUAAAGUUAGGUCAAGCGUAAAUAAUUUUUCAAACAAAUGCCUUACAUACACCUCGUAAUUUUGAUCUUGGCCAAGAUUUAAAGAUGUAAAUGGCGACUUCAAAGUUAGAAACAACUGGGAUUGCUGUAAAGUUUAAAGGGUGCUUGAUUGGCGCCUUGAUCGGUGAUUGUUUUGGUGCUCCAUUUGAAUUUUGUACUAACCUUCCCGUUUCAGAAAAAAGGCUAAAAAAUUUUUUUACUGAAAUUCUUAAUGGAGAAACAGAACAAAUUUAUCCAUACACAGAUGAUACUGCAAUGACUUUAUCAGUUACUAAAUCACUCAUUGAAAAUAAGAAAAUUUGUCCUAUUGACUUGGCUAAAAGAUUUGUAAAUGAGUAUUUUACUGACCCUGAAACACCAGAGCGGUCAUAUGGUGCACACGUUCGGCAUGUGUUUGUGGCUUUAAGGAAGUCGAACUUUGAAGAUGUGUUUCUUCCUGCUAAAAACCAAUUUGAUGGAAAGGGAUCUUAUGGUAAUGGAGCUGCUAUGAGAAUUGCUCCUGUUGCUUUAUUCGUUCACGACAAAGAUGACGACUGUAUAAAAAAUGCAGUUGAACAAUGCUCUUUUCUAACUCACACUCAUCCUGAUGGCUAUAAUGGAGCACUAUUAUUGUGUUUAGCUAUACAUUUAGCUCUAAAAUUAGAUUCUUCAGAAAAACUUGAUUCUAUGAAAUUCAUUUUAGAACUUUUGGAAAAGAUGGAAAGGAUAGAAAAUAAGGGAAACAGUCCAUACUGUGAUAGCUUAAAGAAAAUGAAAAAUAUUUUUGAAAAGAAAAAGGAUUUAUCGCCUCAAGAAGUGGGUGAAAAUUUCGGUAAUUCUGUAAUAGCAUUGAAAUCUGUCCCAACUGCAAUCUAUUCAUUUCUCAGAGCUCAGAAAAAACUCCCAAAUUACAAGAAUACAAAUCCCUUUAUUCGAACCAUCUACUUUGCAAUAUCAGUUGGUGGUGAUACUGAUACUAUUGCUACUAUGGCAGGUGCCAUUGCUGGUGCUUAUUAUGGUGAUGACAUAAUUCCAAAACAAUGUAAGGAAAGAUGUGAUAAAAUAAAGGAGGUUGAACAAUUAGCAGAUGAGCUACUGAAGGCUUCUUACGUGUGAAUUUGUUUUUGAUGAAAUGAACUGAAAGAAAAGUAUACUCACUCAAAUUGAGAGGCUUGUAAAUUUUUUGUAUAUAGUUAUUGUUUUUAAGUAAAUUAUUAAUUAUAAGUGUGCUUUAUUAGCUUGAAAUUCCGGUGUAAAAAUACAGCUAAUAAAAAAAAAUUUUAAGCAUU
Molecule: messenger RNA, 1914 nt
Organism: Parasteatoda tepidariorum (common house spider)
Lineage: Eukaryota; Metazoa; Arthropoda; Arachnida; Araneae; Theridiidae
Product: ADP-ribosylhydrolase ARH3
Cellular component (GO): nucleus; mitochondrion
Source: RefSeq, a predicted model, not a curated record